AUGUCUAAAAAGGUAGCACUUGCAAUUAUUGAUCUUCAAGAAGAUUUUUUACCUACCAAUGGGUCAUUAGCUAUUGCAAAUGGUAGAGAUGUUAUACCAUUAAUCAACGAAUUAAUUAGUGAUAGGAAAUUCAAUUGGUCAGCCAUUGUAGCCACUCAAGAUUGGCAUCCUAAAAAUCAUACCUCAUUUGCUUCUCAACAUAAUGUAUCUCCAUUUACUGAAUUAGAAUUCAAACAUCCUUUAAAUGAAAUUGAUACACAAACCAAUCAAGUCAAAACUAUGAAACAAUUUGUUUGGCCUGAUCAUUGUGUACAAGAGUCUGAAGGUGCUUGUUUAGAUGCUCUGUUUUUGGGAAAUUUCAAUCUGAUAUCACCAAAAAUUCCAAAAACUAUAGUUAAAAAGGGAUAUUUAACAGAUAGAGAAUAUUAUUCAUGUUUUCAAGAUUGUUGGGGAAUUCAUCAUACUGAAAUAAAAGAGUUUUUAUUAAAAUAUGAUAUAAAAGAUGUUGUAUUUGUUGGAUUAGCCUACGAUUUUUGUGUUUUAAAUUCAGCUAUUGAUUCAGCAAAGAAUGGGUUUAAUACUUAUGUAUUAAAGAAUUAUUGUAAAAGUGUAUAUCCCGAUAAAGAAGCAGAAACAGAUGCACUUUAUGAAAAGAAUGGAGUUAAAAUUAUAAGUGAUGUAUCAACUGUCUUUUGA
Molecule: messenger RNA, 696 nt
Organism: Scheffersomyces amazonensis
Lineage: Eukaryota; Fungi; Ascomycota; Pichiomycetes; Serinales; Debaryomycetaceae
Gene: PNC1
Product: nicotinamidase
Exons: 1
Coding region: 1-696 (231 amino acids)
Source: RefSeq, a predicted model, not a curated record